Messenger RNA from Papaver somniferum (opium poppy), 853 nucleotides. RefSeq names its product G2/mitotic-specific cyclin-2-like. Gene Ontology annotation, cellular component: cytoplasm; nucleus; cyclin-dependent protein kinase holoenzyme complex. Gene Ontology annotation, biological process: regulation of cyclin-dependent protein serine/threonine kinase activity; mitotic cell cycle phase transition. The record is from RefSeq and is a predicted model, not a curated record. NCBI's taxonomy places the organism in Eukaryota, Viridiplantae, Streptophyta, Magnoliopsida, Ranunculales, Papaveraceae. Bases 38 to 814 code for a protein of 258 amino acids. The transcript has 6 exons. Gene Ontology annotation, molecular function: cyclin-dependent protein serine/threonine kinase regulator activity.
GUUCUGUAAUGUAAUGUUGUAGGAAGAGGAAGUUGAGAUGGAGGAUAUUGUUGAAGAACUCAUUCUGGAUAUUGAUAGUUGCGACUCAAAGAACACACUUGCAGUUAUAGAUUAUAUCGAUGAUAUAUAUGCUCACUACAAGAAAACUGAGAAUUCUAGCUGUGUAUCUCCCAACUAUAUGGUUCAGCAAUCCGACAUCAAUGAGAAGAUGAGGGUCAUCCUAGUUGAUUGGUUAAUCGAGGUGCAUUAUAAAUUUGAGCUCAUGGAUGAGACAUUAUUCCUUAUGGUUAACAUUAUAGACAGAUUCUUAUCCCUCCAAACUGUAGAACGAAAGAAACUUCAGUUGGUCGGAAUUACAGCCAUGCUUUUAGCAUGCAAGUAUGAGGAAGUUUCAGUACCGGUUGUAGAUGAUCUUAUUAUAAUUUCUGACAAGGAUUAUACAAGGAAGGAAGUUCUUGCUAUGGAGAAAUCGAUAGUAAAUACAUUGAAAUUCAAUAUGUCAGUUCCAACUUCGUAUGUAUUUAUGAAAAGAUUCCUUAAAGCGGCUCAGUCUGAUAAGAAGCUUGAGCUUCUCUCCUUUUUCUUUAUCGAGCUAUCCUUGGUUGAUCAUGACAUGCUUAGGUUACCACCAUCUCUGUUAGCUGUUGCAGCCAUCUACACUGCUCAGUUUACUUUUAGCAGGACUAGACAUUGGAGUAAGACCACAGAGUGGCAUUCAUAUUACUCAGAAGAUCAAUUACAGAUGGUUGCAGGUGGUUCUGGACUCGGAACAGUGAUGGAGUGGAACACAAAGACUCCCUUGCAGUGGGAUUAGGAGAAUUUAGUCAUGUUCAGUGGGAAAGUAAAUGAAAUU